CGUACAAGAAACACCACUGCGGUGUCGAAUCGGUGUGAACCUCCCGAGAAUGCAGCAGGCCAGUGUAGGUGGCUGCAACGAGGACUCCGACACAACGAGUCCCCUGGCGAGAUCGCCGAUUGGUUUUGCCAUCAAGAGCGAGCCCGGCAUAGACAGGAACAACGGUGUAAGGGUUAAAGUCGAGAUGCCCGAGCCCACGGAGGCCGGCGUCGAGAUCAAAGGUGAGCCCCGGGAGGAUUAUCAGCAGCAGCAGCUGAGCAACGACGGUUAUCACUACGGCGACAAGAAGCCGGGAUACAUUCUAGACGUCCACGGACAACCGCCACCGCCACCGCUGCAUCAUCAGGGAUACCGUCCCGUCGGGCUGCCUAACUCUUUCGGCUUCCCUCCUUUUUACGGGCACCAUCAUCCGGCGAUGAUGCCGCCGUUUCCAACCGGACGCCCGUCGUCGGACGGCCCGAUCGGCAAAAUCGGCGACGUCCACGAACAGACGACGUCGUCGCACGUUGAUCGACAUGCGGUUGCCGCCGCUUACGGUAGAUUGCCACCGAUUCCCAACGACGGCUUCCUGCACGAACCCCAUCAUCACCGCUUCGACGCUGCCGACUUCCAGCACGGUGUACCGUAUCCGGGCUUCCGGCCCGCCAUACGUUCUUAUGGCAAUCAUCAACAGAACAACAGCGCCUACAGCAGAAGCAAUCACUAUCACCAGGCUAGACAGCGCAAAUGGAGCAGCUCCGCAUUUCGUCUUCAUCCACCGAUGCCCUGGCCUACGUGGUUUUUCCGCCCAGAUCUUCCACUUGGCACGCCGCUACCGACGAGUCACGUUCCAAAUUCGAGUAACGUUCCUACUUCGUCGCCUCUGCCAUCUCGGACGCAUCUGGACGUUCCGAAAGGACCGGAGCCUCCUUCCAACAGCAACAAAGUCCAUGGACAGACGCCAACGAUAUGCACAUCCAUCCGCUGCACGGUGAAUGGCUGCUCUUGCGAAUCUUUCACACCCGGGAAACGUCAUCUGCGCUACUGCGAGAACUGUCAUCAUGGAUGGGUGCCUCACGGUAAGUCCAAGCGUAUUUUUAAAUAAUCGCAAUAUCGAAACUCACACGUUUCGAGCGCACUUGUGAAAAAAAAAUAAAGAGGGAAUAAAAGUGAUGAAAAAAAAAAAGAGAGAACGAUGGCGGGAAGAUUUUCCCGGGGAUAUAUUCCGGCGCUUGGUGUCGCGUGCGCGCGGUUAAACGCAAAUUUUCCAACUGUCAGCAUACUUCAUCCGACGGGCCCUCAGGGACGAAAUUCAAUUUUCCAACGAUGACCGCCGCCCAACCCUCGUUGGGCAUCGCGGCCGCGCGCCAUCCCUUUGCACAAUAGAAAGAAACGCGCGCGCGCACGCCCACGUAUCUUCGAACACGCGUGUAUUCGACGAUAUAAGAUAAUAUCGGGAUAUUUUAUGCCCUCAUAAGUUUCUGAAUGCGAGGAGGUGAUCCGAGGGCCGGUCGGCUACUGUUUGUUUCGCACAGUUUCAUCGUCUGAGGCUAUUUCGACACUCAGUAGCCGCGCACGCGUUACGCACGUACACGCGCAUACGUCAAAUCGCGCUUAAAAUUCCGCCUGCUUGACCCACGAUAGAUUGGACGCGGCACGGUAUGGAAUACAUAUCAAUUUCGGGCUUCUCCUUCUCCACCCUAU
Atta colombica is the source of this 1683-nucleotide messenger RNA. RefSeq lists its product as uncharacterized. Bases 50 to 1084 code for a protein of 344 amino acids. The record is from RefSeq and is a predicted model, not a curated record. The transcript is spliced from 3 exons. NCBI's taxonomy places the organism in Eukaryota, Metazoa, Arthropoda, Insecta, Hymenoptera, Formicidae.